Apiotrichum porosum is the source of this 2643-nucleotide messenger RNA. RefSeq lists its product as uncharacterized. Bases 1 to 2643 code for a protein of 880 amino acids. The transcript is spliced from 4 exons. The record is from RefSeq and is a predicted model, not a curated record. Lineage: Eukaryota; Fungi; Basidiomycota; Tremellomycetes; Trichosporonales; Trichosporonaceae.
AUGGGCAUCCUCGCCACCAACCAACAACCUCUGCCUACCGCUUCAGCGAUGGCCACCACAUCAACAUCCCUCCCACCUCGCGACCGCGACGGUUACGCCCUCCUCGGCGGCCUCCCUGUCGCCUCUAACAGGUUGACCGUUCGCCAGCGCUGUGGUGAGUGCGGCCUUGGUCGCAACCUCUACGCUUCUGCCUUGUCGCACACAUACACCCAGUGCACGAGGCAGACGCUCGCGACGGUCGACUCGGCGAUCGUUCCCACGCCUCGUCUGGUGACCUGGGUCAAGGGCGUCAACCGCGCGCCCGGUCACUUUGCCCUCGUCGCCAACGUGGUGGUCGACAAUGGCGGUGGUGCCAGCACAACCUACGUCGCUGGCACGCGUUUCUGCACUCGAUGGGUCUCUGCCGAGGCCGGAUCCAUCAGUGGAGACACGUGCGGCCGCAACGCGUGCACAGACCUGCACCGUUGCACGUUGUGCUUGCGCACACACCCGCCAGGUGUGUGCGACAAGUACGCGUAUGUUGACUCCGCCGACACCGGUCGCCGCGCCGCUUUGGGUGUGAAGGCUGGUGGCGGCGGCGCCCCCGUCGGCGCAAUGCUCGCCAUGUCCUCGACCGACAACGCGCAGUGCGUCCCGGACGCCAGCUACAAUGGCCGCCCGCCGCCCCCUCGAUAUGCCGAGGUCAACCUUCCGUGCCCCGUCGAGGUCCUUUUCGCCAAGCCCAUCGACGGGCACGCCACCCGCGUCGAGUUUGACCAUGUCCCCACUCGCCAACGAGUGGCCGACAUGGGCAACUGCGUGCCCCUGCUCCCGGGCUACGCCUCGUGCUUCCACGAGGACCACUUCCACCAGGUUCUCGGAGACACGGAGGCGUACACCCGCUUCCUCGCCCUGCUGGACCCCGCCAACGUCAUUGCCCACACGCCUGAGCAUGAUGCCGCGGUCCAGCAGCGCGACACCAAGAUCCUCGACACCCUCGUCGAGAUGGCCCAGUCGGGCAAGCCACUUCCAGGCCACCCCUCCCGCGCGAGGGUAGUGACAUUCUUUCACUACCCCUCGCGCUCCAACACCUCGGACGCCGUCACGCACCAGCGCCACGCCACCCAAGUGGCGAUCAGGGCCGGCCUGCGUUCCGAGCGCGAAAGCGGGCUUCCGUCCGCUUUCUACAACUACUUCCCCGAGCAGGUGCUCUCGCCCGACCAGUUUGCCGCCGAGGCCGCAACUGGCGCCGACAUGGGCGAGGAGAUCCUGUUCGCGGAGCUCGGCAAGGGCCACAAGGCGCUCGACGACUUCCACAUGUCCGAGCUCCUUGGCCGCGUCAAGACGCCCGGCCUCUUCCAAAUGGUCGUGGCGUACGGCGACGAGCCCAGGCGCGUGGUGAAGAAGACGGCCGACCUCGCCGAGCUUGACGACGACCUCGUCGUUGUCAAGUUCAAGAUCUCCCUCCGCGAGGCCGAGCCGUUCGAAAUGGGCCUCUUCUGCCCCGCCACCCUCGUGCUGAAGCACGCCCAUGCGCACGCCACCCUCGCGAGGGAGGGCUGCACCGUGCGCUGCCUCAACCCAGCGCAAGCUGGUCGCGCGCCAUUGCCGGCGGCCUUUGUCGACGAGACGAGCAAACACAUCAGCUCGACUCGCGACAACAUCAUCCGCCGAUUCCGCGACUACGCCCACCUCGGCCAGCAUGACCCCUUCCACCAAAAGGUCAUGCCCGAGGGCUACGGCAUCGUCACCGCCAAUUUCUUCUUGGUGUACAACCCUGCCCAACAGGGUUGCAUCAUGAUGACCUCGGUGCCACACCCGACGACCCUCCGACUGUCGACGGGUGCCCGUACGGGCCUCACGAACAUGAGCUCCGCCCAGCUCAUGGACCAUGUUCACGCGUUGGCCUUCCGGGUCCUCACGGGUGCCCCUGCCUGUCCUCCAACGUGGCUUUGCACCACCGAGGAGUACAACCGCAGGGAAGCUGCCAAGGUCGGCGGCAGCGACGUCUGGCGCGCGCGCGUCCUCGACACCACCGGCAUGACCGAGGUCCCGCCCAACUUCGUCCCGGCAGGUGUCAAGGAGCUCCCCAAGAGCCUCGUUGUCUACGGUGUGACGCCCGGCACGCCUCGCUCGCUCGACCACGCCCCCACGUACCUCGAGCGGGUCGAGUUUGUGCUCAACGAGCGCGCCAGGCGCAACAACAGGACCCCCAUCACACCUGUUGCGCCGGCCACCCUCACGACCGCCAACGCCACCGCCGGACUCUCCACCUCGUCGUCGUCGUCGGCACCGUCGUCGGCACGGGCCGACAAGCACCUGGCCGCCAACUCGGCAAAGUCCAACUUCUACAAGGCCGGACCGACGUACCAGUCGGUCUGCGCCUGUGGCUUUGUCAACACGGCGGAUACAUGGUCGACCAGCGACGACCGCAGGCCGCUUAUCCGCCGUGUCGAGCACUGCAUCUGGCCGGACCACCCCGCAGGCCAAACCAAGUCCUGCCUGGCGAACAUCCCGCUCGACCCCGCGCUCCGCGCCAAGGCGGUGUUCAUGGACAACAACACCAAAAUACAGGUUGUUCCAUACACCGACAGGGCGUGGGUCAUCAAGACUGUCGACAUUGCCAUGGUCCAGGCGGACACGUCGCAGCACAUUGGCGCAUAA